GAGGAGAGAUUCUUGCUUCAGCUGCCACCAUUUUCAAAUCAUUAUAAUUACAAUUGCGUUAUGUUUACUGAGUCUAAGUGAACAGCAUCUAAGGUAUUUUACUAUUUUAUGAAACUGUUCCUUCACCUCAGCACAUCAUGCCUAUAGCAAUGUCAAAGAUCCGUUGAUCUCUCGCCAUGUGUUUACAUCUAAGGUAUUUCAAAUUCAGAAUUUUAAUUAAAAAUAAAUAAAAAAAGUCACCACAAAUAUGAAAGGAAAAGGCAUUUAGGUGAACUAUUGGGCUUCUUCUUCUCCAUUUUCAAUUUUCACGGGCUCCUAUGGCUUCUUCUUCUUCUUCUUCUUCUUCUCAAUUUUCAUCAAUCUCUUCUGAAAAAAAGCAUGAGAUUCAAGAAAAAUAUGAUGUGUUUCUCAGUUUCCGAGGUGAGGACACACGCAAUACAUUUGCUAGCUAUCUCUAUGCAGCUUUAUCAGCAAACCAAAUCUCCACUUUCAUGGAUGAUCAUGAACUUGAGAGAGGUGAUGAAAUCUCACCCACACUUCGCAAAGCGAUCGAGGAAUCCAAUAUCUGGGUUAUCAUUCUCUCCGAAAAUUAUGCUUCGUCUACAUGGUGUUUGGAUGAGCUGGUUCAUAUUCUUGAAUGCAAGAAAAAAAACAAGCAGAGUGUUGUUAUGCCCAUCUUUUACGGUGUAGAGCCAUCCACUGUAAGAAAACAAAAGGGGAGCUAUGGAGCUGCAUUUGCUCAACUCGAAGAUCGGUUCAGGGACAAUAUGGAGAAGGUGCAUCAAUGGAAGGCUGUUUUAACACAAGUAGCCGAUCUAUGCGGGCUGGAUUCCAAGGAAUUCAGGCCUGAGAAUAAAUUAAUUCAACAAAUUGUUGAAGAUGUUUCAAAGAAAUUGCCUAAAUAUCUUUCAUCAACUACGACUACGCAUAUUAAUGGACACCUCAUUGGAAUUGAAAAAAAGAUCAAGGAAAUUGAAUCAAAAUUAUGUAUUGGCUCAAAAGAUGUUCGAAUUAUAGGCAUAUGGGGCAUGGGAGGUAUUGGUAAGACCACCCUUGCAAGUGUUUUAUUUCAAAGAUUAUCAUAUUCGAAGUUUGAAGGUCAUUACUUUCUUUGGAAUGUUAGGGAAGAAUAUGCAAGAUAUGGACCGGAUUAUUUGAGAAAGAAACUUCUGUUGGGGUUAUUAAAUCAUGAAGCUAUUUUAAGGAUGGAUUCACCAUUUGUAGCAUCACCUUUUAUUCAUAACAAAUUACGCCGUAAAAAGGUCCUCAUGGUUUUAGAUGAUGUUGGUACUUCAGUCCAAUUAGAAGCAUUAGUUGAAGGGUAUGAUCAGCUUGCCCCUGGAAGUAGAAUCAUUAUUACAACUAGAAAUGUGCAAGUGCUUAAGAAAGUAACUGGAAAUAUUUACAAGGUUGAAGGAUUAAAUCAUAGCGAUUCCCUUGAGCUUUUCCAUUUGAAUACUUUUGGAAAAAAAACUUUUGCAAGAGAUCGUUAUGAAAUGCUAUCAAUAAGAGUGGCCAGUUAUGCAAAUGGAAAUCCAUUAGCUCUUAAGGUUUUGGGUUGUUUCCUUCACUCCAAAAGCAAAGAAGAAUGGGAAGCUGCAAUAAACAAACUACAAAAAGUUCCUAACCCUCAAAUUCAGGAUGUGCUGAGAAUAAGUUACGAGGGACUAGAUGAUAAAGAGACUCAGAAUCUAUUUCUUGACCUCGCAUGUUUGUUCAGUCGGCAUUUUACAAGAGAUCAUGUAGAAAGCAUAUUAGAUUUCGAUGAUUCAUUUGUGAAAACAGGAAUAAGAAUUCUCAUUCAUAAGUCUUUGAUUGAAAGUAGUGACAGUCCCUUAGACAAUGAGCUAAGGAUGCAUGAUUUGUUACGACAAAUGGGUCAGGCAAUUGUGCGUAACGAACAUAAAGAACCUGGUAAUUGUAGUAGGUUGUGGGAUGCCAAGGAUAUCUGCCAAAUAUUGGAACGAAGUACGGUAAGUGCAAAACAAAUUCAUCAUUGAUGUCUUCUAACAAAAAGAGAGUACCAAUACGAUCAUUUCCAACUGACAAUUAAUAUUAGGUGUUCAUACAGAGUUAAUAAAUUUUCCUUUAUAUAUUUAUGUGUAUAUUGUAUCCUUAUCAAUAUCAAUGUUCAUUUUGAC
Messenger RNA from Ziziphus jujuba (common jujube), 2141 nucleotides. Its product is annotated as disease resistance protein RUN1-like. Gene Ontology annotation, biological process: defense response; signal transduction. The transcript is spliced from 2 exons. Gene Ontology annotation, molecular function: ADP binding. The record is from RefSeq and is a predicted model, not a curated record. NCBI's taxonomy places the organism in Eukaryota, Viridiplantae, Streptophyta, Magnoliopsida, Rosales, Rhamnaceae. The coding region runs from base 318 to 2000 and encodes 560 amino acids.